AUGAAAAAUUUGGUAUGGAAAACUGUAUGGAAAAAUGCAAAUUUCAGGGUGUUAAGAAAAAAUGGUGGUUUGCAUACUAUGCAUAUUCCUUCAACAACAAUUAGUAGUAGUAAUGAAUUUACUGCAACUGAAAAUAGAGAUUCCACAACAACAAACGAAAAUAAUUUUAUAUUUAAAACGAGCUCUUAUUCUCAAAAACAUUUAAGGGCAAAAAUUCCAAAGCCUAUAAAAAUUAGAUAUGAAGAAGAUGAAUUAAGAAAAAGAUUUUAUCAUGAUCAUCCUUACGAAUUAUUAAUACCUCGAGUUUUAAUAGAGAAUAAUAAUAAUGAUGAUAUAUCAAGCGAAGAAGAGGUUUAUAAAUCAUUAUUUGAGGCAGAGAAAAAACAUUAUAAAAUAAGUGGUGAAAGUGUGAUAAAAUAUCAAAAAUUUUUAAUGUCAACUGGGAAAACUAAAAAUGAAGCUUAUGUUGAAGCAUGUAAUGAAUUCUACAAGAUUCGAGCAAGACAAGAAGUUGAAGAACGUAUUGCAGAAGAACAAGCAAUAGUAUUUGGAUCUAAAAUAAAUAAAUCAGAAGUUGAAAAAACAUUAAAGAAGGAAGCUAAAAAUCUCAAAAAUUCAAAUAUAAUCCAAAUAUUGAGAAGAUUUUAA
Molecule: messenger RNA, 648 nt
Organism: Entrophospora sp. SA101
Lineage: Eukaryota; Fungi; Glomeromycota; Glomeromycetes; Entrophosporales; Entrophosporaceae
Source: the annotation of a GenBank genome assembly